UAAUCCACUGAAAAAAGGAAAAAACGCAGAGAACUUACUAAUAUGCAGAAAAUAUAGCGAAAGAAAAAAGUGACUGGUUUUGAAUGGCGAGAAAUAGAACAAAACUAAAAAAGUACGUUAAUGCAGCUGUCAGUAAGGGUGCCGUUACAAAGUAAUACAUGUUGACGAUAUUCCAAAAGAGGAAAGACGGUUACACGUUCGAUUAUCUUGUUCGCUGGUUUACCGUAUGACACUUCGAGAGAGCCACUGACCAGACGUCCGAAGUCAGGUUACAUUAUGUUACGUUACUGAUACGGUUUAGAGCUGCUACUGGAGAAAAUGAGUGGCGCCAUACCAAAAGGCUCCGUGCGACCCAAACAGGCUGUGGAGCCUCUUCUGGGAAGUCCAAUUGACAAGAAGAUAAUAACAGUUAAUGACAAAGGAGUGGAGAAGAAAGUUCCAGCACUGCACAUUGGAUGGGCUGAAAAACGCACUUUAGUAAGAUAUGUGCCACCUCCUGUAGAUGAAGAUGGGAUGUUUCCACCUGGAGCUCAGGAAAUGUGGUUGGAACUUUUAGAGUACCUGGAGCAAGACUUAAUUUAUUUAUUAAGACUACCCCAUCAUAGAUUUUGGUCAAAAGUAGUAUAUGAUCCUGGUGUACAUACUUGCCUUGAUUCAUAUUUAGUUAAUGCAAGAAGAAGCCAUCAUGGUUCAUUAGAUAAUGCGGGUAUCUCAACCAGGGAAUUUUCAGCAACCUUUGAAGAAUCCAUACACCGACUUGUGAUGUUAGUUUUUAUUCGGAUGGCUACAUAUAAAGAAUCUAGGGAGAACCACGUUACGCCAUCAGUUUUUGGUGAUAUAAUAUAUGAAAACUUCAUUUUUGAUAUAUGCAAGAUAUUUGAUAUCUGUGUAUUGUAUGGUCACACAAACCAAGCAAUGAUUUCCAAGAUGGUUGGAAACAUAUUUACGUGCCAAGCAAAAUAUUAUACAGAUCUUGCGGAAACCAUACCCACAAUAACUUUAGCAUUUGAUAAUAUUGAAGAUAAGUUAGGAGUAGCAGAAAACAUGUUGCCUGUUGUUCUGAGCAGCUCAAAUAGGCAGUUGUCUAUAGAGGAUGUCCAUGGCAUAGUCCUAUUCCUCAGUGAUACUUUAAUGUCGAUAAAAAUGUUCCUCAUGUGUCAUUCCCCAGCUUGUAAAUAUUUUCAUGAAGCUUCCUUUGAACUAAGAUUAUGUGCUUGUUACGAAAGAACUAUUCCCAUGAUGAUGGAAAUCUUGAAUGAACAAGCAGAUGAACCUGAACUACAGCUGUGGACCACUAAACUUAUAGAAAAGAUAGAAGUAACAAGGUUGUUUGCCUUGAAAAUUUUCCGUCUUAUUGUUCAGCACAUUUGUUUUGAGCCUCUUCUAGGAGAUACAGCUGGUCCUUCUCUGGUAGGAGAGUGUGUUGAAAAAUUCAUGCACAUGAUGUCUACUUGUAUUGGAGACAAAACAUUUAUUGCUGACUAUUGCUCAGUUUAUCCCAUUAAAGAGGAUUUAGAGUUUUUUAAGCAACAUGAUGGUGAUGUCACAAGUUUAGACUUCAUCACUGAUGCUGUGUCAACAGUAAUGAGUGAGAUGGGAUUAUCUUCAGAUAUGAAGACUUUAAGUCUCAAAGAUUCUUCUCCAGUGAAUGAGGAAGUAACAGACACAAGUGGAAUGAAUGGAUAUGUUGAAAAUAAGACUGUGAUUCCCUCUGAUAUAGAGCUUUCUUCUUUGGUGUCACACAUCCAAGAUUUGUUGCCGGAUUUGGGUGCAGGUUUUAUACAACAAUGCCUUCAGUACUAUGAGUAUUCUACUGAAGCAGUCAUAAAUGCUAUAUUAGAAGACAGUUUACCACCUUCAUUGGUUACACUUGACCGCUCAGCUCCUGCUCUCAAGAAGCCAGUCCCAGAUGUGCCGCCUGAAACCAGUAAAAAUGAAGUUAAACAAGAAAAAAUAGACUUCAUGGACCGAGCUAAUAUUUACAACAAUGAUGAGUUUGAUGUUUUCUCUCGGAUGUCUGUUGACCAUUCAAGAAUUCAUAAAGGGAAAAAAUCAAAUAAAUUUAUCUGUAAUGAAGAUGACACAAAAAUGUUGAAAGACAUUGCAAGAAAAUAUGAGGAAAGAGGAGGAACAAGUAUUUAUGAAGAUGAGUUUCGUCUUGAUGAAGAUGCUCAUAGAGGUUGGGAAUAUGAAGAUGAAUAUGAUGAUACUUACGAUGAUAAUGAGAUGGGAAAUUGUGAUGUCCUGCCUGAAGUUCCUAAGAAGCGACCAGGAAUUUUUGGAGCUGGUCGUCUUAAUGAACGCAUUGAUCUCAUCGGAUCUGGGAGCAACUCUUCAGAUGAAGAAGGCGCUGCAGUGGAAGAGAAAACUGAAGAAAUUCGUGAAAAAGCCAGAGGUCAACAGAGUUCUGUCAACCGCACUGGUGCUAGACCAAAGAACCUUGGUAACAAAAGAGGAGUUCAAAGGAUUUUUACUAAUUCUUCAAGCAAAUCAACUAAGCCCAAACAAGCAACUCCAACACCAGAAAGGGAGCCUGAAGAAAAACCAAGUAAUCACUUACAGUUUUGUGAAAAUCCAGAAGAAGUACGAGCAAGGGCAGAACAACGAAGACAAGAUAGAGAGGGUCAGCGAUACAGAAGGGGAAGGGAGACUCACUGGCAAGAAAAUGGUUCUUCUAAUGAUCACUAUGUACCAAAGCCAAAAGUAUCGACAGCUUCUGGUAGAAAUAGUGGGAAAACUUGGCGUCAAGGCCAGAGUGGAGAUGAUGAAGAUAAAGGAUAUCAUGGUGGGAAAUACAAAGAAGACACAAAUCAUGGAAAGGCACAAAGUCAUUUCUACCGAAACAAAAUGAUGCAUAAAAAUGUACAUAAGCGACAAGGAGCUCAAGCAAAGUUUAACAGAAAUAAUUAGGAUCGUGAUAUUUUUCUUAAUUGCAGUUCCUUUAUUAUGAAAUGAAUGAAUAUAUAUAUAUAUAUAUACAUAUAUAUAGCUUAUAUAUUUUUAUGACUUUUAUACUACAAGUUGUUAAAUUAUAAUUAUUGCUAUAAACAUUUUUUUUCCCUGUUCAGUUGCAGAGACUGUUUUAGUUUGUAUUGACUUUAGAUAUUGUAUAAAAUGCAAGACAUGUAGAUAUCAUUUACUGUAUAUUACGUCAUUAAUAUAAUUUGCAAAGUUAA
This is a messenger RNA of Macrobrachium nipponense, 3176 nucleotides long. Its product is annotated as activating signal cointegrator 1 complex subunit 2-like. Bases 319 to 2910 code for a protein of 863 amino acids. Lineage: Eukaryota; Metazoa; Arthropoda; Malacostraca; Decapoda; Palaemonidae. Gene Ontology annotation, biological process: regulation of DNA-templated transcription. The record is from RefSeq and is a predicted model, not a curated record. Gene Ontology annotation, molecular function: ubiquitin binding. The transcript is spliced from 17 exons.